GGAAGAUCCCUUCCGAAUGGGUGCUGAGAUUUCGAACUUGCCCACGCCAAAUAUAGCUGGUAGAAAAAGAGCCUAUGCGUUUCUCAAACAUGAUUAGUCCGAGAGAAACAAGGCCUCUAGGAUGAAGUCUGUCUCAAGUGAUGCUUCUUCCAGGGAAGAGAUUGGAGAUUUCAAUGCAAUCCUGCAAGAGGUUGGUCCCCGAGGAUGGUUUCAACUCAAGAAUAUUGUCCUUUUAUGGUCCAGUUCGGCAGCUUUGGGACUUUCGGCUCUUUUAUUUGCAUUUGUGGCAUUUGUGCCCAAAUACAGGUGUCCGGUCACAGAGUGCAGUGAAGGACCAGGUUCUCCGUAUUAUGGGAAUCAAGAGAACCAAACACUCCCGAAUUUCUUGUUGGACGCUUUCGACCCGGAGAACAUUGGAGAUAACAUCGCCAAGUGCAAACAGUACAAAUUCCUUGACGAAUCCGACCCACUUUCGUGCUUUGAUUACGUUGAGAGACUCCAAAGCAACCUGAGUGAGGCCAAUUUGACCUACUGCGCUAAAGAAGACUUGAUCAUCGAUCGAACUUAUGCUCAAACUACAUUGACAGUGGAUUUUGGAUUCGUCUGCGAGUACGAAUUUCUCCGAGAUUUCUACAAUGCAACCUACAUGGUUGGUAUGCUCUUUGGCGCGUUUAUCUUUGGCAUAGUGUCAGACAGAUGGGGUCGUUUGAACGCUCUUUUGUCAGCGGCAGCAAUGCUAUUUGUCUGUGGAAUAUUGGCAGCCUUCGUCACCAUUCCAGAGCUAUAUGGAAUGCUCCGGUUCCUUAUUGGAAUGGCCGGGAUUGGGAGCUACAUGUCUGGAUAUCUCCUUGGACUGGAGAGCACCACACCCAAAUAUUCCGUUCAAGUGGGUAUGGCCCUGUCCUUGGGCUUUGUGUGGGGGGCUCUUCUUCUCUCUCUGAUUGUGUUCCUCAUCCGCGACUGGACCACUUUGCAUAUUGUGGCGACGGCGCCAAUUUCCCUCAUGAUCUUCUUGAAAUGGCUUGUUCCAGAGUCGCCCAGAUGGCUGAUUGCCAAAGGUCGGAUUUCUGAAGCCAAGGUUAUUAUCAACUCUAUUGCGGACUUCAAUGGACGGCCUCAUCCGAACCAUCUCUACCGGGUUGAGCAAAAGAAGAAAGCCAAAUCCUUUGAGAUCGGAGAGGAAGGCGAAACUUUGACUAUUGGCGUUUUGGUCAAGUCAAAAACUUUGUUCUUCAGGACAGCUGCCUUGUCGAUGCAAUGGGCCAGCGUCACAAUGGCGUACUACGGAAUCACGUUUGCCCUGACAUCCUUCGCCGGUGAUCCUUACUUGAAUUUCGUUCUUGGUAUUCUCUCCGAAAUCCCUAGCACAGCCUACGUGUUUUUUACCCUGGAUUUCUUUGGACGACGAUUUAUGACGGUGAAGCUCCAGAUUUUGGCGGGAAUUUCGUGCAUUUUGGCUGGAUUCUGCAUGGAAUACGAGCAAUUCAGGUCUUUUCAGAUCGUGUUUGCCAUGAUCGGCAAGUUCAGUGCCACGUGUCUUUUCGCAGUUGUGUAUCUCUACUCAGCUGAGCUUUACCCUACAGCCAUACGGAACAGAGCCAUGGGGAUCUGCAGCACUGUGGCAAGACUUGGGGGUCUUCUGGCCUUACUUCUUGGGGCACUAAGGUCGUUUUGGCCCCCGUUUCCUUUACUAAUCAUGGGUGGUAUCGCCACACUAGCGGGCCUCGUGGCUCUGACGCUUCCCGAAACGACGGGGAUUCCUCUGCCGGAAACCAAACAAGACGCUGUGGCCAUUCGAAAGCGAGGCGGGAAUUUCAAACUCUUUGGAUGCAACAACGGACACGAUUGAAAGCCAAAGGGUUCCCAUUUGUACAAAAUUACUAUAUUCGCAUCUCUUGUUUGACCAAGGGCAUUCUUUAAUCGUGCAAUUUUAUGAAAAUGCAUGUGUGGUCAUGAAAUUGGAUUGCGAAAACUGUGCCACGGCCAAGGGCAAAUAGGUUACUUCAUACUCACAUGCAGAAAGAUAAUCUUAAAAUGGCUUAUGCGAGCUCUGUUCUGUUCUGAUCGUACUGAAGGUUUAAGACAAAGAAGGGAGCAAUACCUGAUCUUGUACAUUGCAGUUACAAUACCUCAAACAAUAAAUCUUUGCCUGGGCACUAGGACA
Molecule: messenger RNA, 2164 nt
Organism: Tigriopus californicus
Lineage: Eukaryota; Metazoa; Arthropoda; Copepoda; Harpacticoida; Harpacticidae
Product: organic cation transporter protein-like
Exons: 1
Coding region: 122-1849 (575 amino acids)
Biological process (GO): transmembrane transport
Cellular component (GO): membrane
Molecular function (GO): transmembrane transporter activity
Source: RefSeq, a predicted model, not a curated record